AGAGUUCACUGCGCCUGCGGAUACAUCCAAGGAGGAAGCGACGUCACAUGGCUAGAAUCUCAUUGGAAGUUCAGUUCAGGCUUGUGUGUUUGAUGCGUGAAAGAGAAGUGAUAUGAUCGUUCAAAGUAAGCUAUAGACCCACUGCAGUGUCCAAACCCAAUGGGAACAAAUGAAGGCCUGAAGUUGUCACCAUGAAGACCCUCAUAUGAAUCCUAUAUUUAUGCAUAACUUGAAGAAGAGGCAACUAUGGUGGAUACCUCGGACGUGAAAGCCCACCAGCUGGAGUCAGGGCCAGCUGUCUGUGGGCCAUAUAUUGCGGUUAUUACCAACAAAACUGCAAACCUGGUCAUCCGUGGUGUUAUGCUGUUUUCCGUUGGGGUCUUCCUUUCUCUGGUGCUCAACCUACUCCAGGUCCAAAGGAACAUUACCCUCUUCCCCCCUGAUGUAAUUACCAGUGUUUUUUCCUCUGCCUGGUGGGUGCCUCCCUGCUGUGGUACAGUCUCCGUGAUGAUUGGUCUACUUUACCCCUGCAUUGAUCAUUGCCUGGGUAAGCCGCACAAGUUCAAGCGUGAAUGGUCCAGCGUGAUGCGCUGCAUUGCUGUCUUCGUGGGAAUUAAUCAUGCCAGUGCAAAGGUGGACUUUGAAAACAAUGUGCAGCUGUCUUUGACUUUGGCUGCCUUGUCCAUUGGACUGUGGUGGACCUUUGACAGGUCCCGCAAUGGAUUUGGUCUGGGUGUCAGCAUUGCCUUCUUGGCUACUCUUACCACCCAGCUGCUUGUCUACAAUGAGGUUUUCCAGUAUACUUCUCCUGAUUUUCUCUAUAUACGUUCCUGGUUACCAUGCAUUUUUUUUGCUGGUGUAAUAACUAUGGGAAAUAUAGGACGGCAGCUAGCUACGUAUGAGUGCAAUGUUGUUCAAGAGAAGAAGCAUCAAGAUUAGGAGUUGAUGAAUAGACAUGCCCAAAACUCUUCCCCAAGGAGGCGUCCAGGAGGCAUCCUAGAUAGAUGCCUGAACCACGUCAAGUGGUGCCUUUCAAUUUGGAGGAACAACUCCUGAACGUCAGAACUCCUCACCCUAUCUCUCUAAGGCUGAGCCCAGACACCCUGCGAAGGAAACUAGUUUUUGCUGUUUGUAUCCAUGAUCUCAAUCUUUUGGUUACUACCCAAAGCUCAAAGAUGAGUAUAGGAGCAUACAGCUGCAGAAAAAAUUAAGAGACUGCAGCACAAUUUUUUUUUGUUUCACUCUUUUUCAGUUUAUGUGUUUGUUUGUGAACAAUUAAUUUUGCAAACUGCAGCCUGGUUCUUGUCUCAUUAAUGGAGGACUCCUUCCUUGCUUUAUGGGACUUCAGUUCUGCUUCUAGGAGCCUGAUAUGAACUGUCCUAGCAGAGCACAUCACACCUGCACUUAAUGUUUCACAUUGCCUUUGAAGGUCACUUGGUGUCAUCCUCUGAUUCAUGAGAAUUUCUUGGAUAAGUUUGUCAUCUCUGACAUUAGAAUGUCACUUCCACACUUUACCUGGCUGGGUUCUGGUCAUUCUGGUCUGCCCUGGUGGAGUCCAACAUCUACUGGGAAUAUGUCUGACUUACUGCUGGUGAUGCAAACCAGACUUUAUACAGGGGCAUGAUGAUCCACAAGAACAGACUCGAAACUCGUGAAACACCCCUCACAGGAUCCCCCGAGGGGCAUGAAUCUAUGCUUUUUCCAGGUCCACAAAAUACAUGUAGGCUGGUUGGGCAAACUCUCUUGUAUCCAGUAUCAGUGUGCAGGUGAAGAGUUGGUCUGGUCUGCGGCCAGGAUGGAAUCCGCAUUGUUCCUCCUGUAUCUGGUUUUGGCAAAGUGGUGAACCCUCUUAUUCAGUAACCCAGCAUAGACCUUCACAGGGAGGCUGAGGGGUAUGAUCCCCCAGUAGUCUACAAUGCAGUGUAUUUCAGGACAAAAUUUCCUGGAAAAAAAAAAUGUAGAUUUAAUACUUGAUUGCAUUGCAUCAAAUUGUGUUAUAAAUAAAAUAGCAUAUACUUUUUAAAAUUGCAAUACUUAGAAAUACAUUUUUGUAGAUUGGCUGUAUUUGUGCCUUAUUUAAUUAUUGUCAAAGAUUGCUUACUACAAUAAUAAAUAUCAUUUUAAUUCUCAACAGGGAUAAAGGACAUUAGGACAAAAGCGUAUAAAAGGUAUAAUUGUAGGCUUGUGAUACAGCCUUAAAGCAGCACGUUUGUUUUACAUGUGCAUGGCUACACAAAGAAACACUAUUUUCUUUUGGUUUCCCAUUUAUUCUCAUUUUGUUUACUUAAGUGACAUUUUUUAAAUGUUUCAUUUGGAAUUUCCAUUUACUGUUCAAUGACAGUCCAACGGAAAAAACAUUAUUAGAAUUUCAUUUUUCUUUACAUUUUGCUUGAGCAGUAUUUGAUUUUUCAUACCAUCAAGACACUGACAUCUGCAUUACUGUGGUGUUUUCAUGCAUUUUUCAACAGCAGUUGUAUUCUAAUAUGAAAUCUUGCUGAUAGAAUUUGCUGAGCAUGGAUGGAAAUACCAUGGCAUGCUACCCAAGCCUACUUUAUAUAGGCAUGGAGUGGUUGAGAUGGAAAUAAUUUCUAUGUAGAAACAGCCAUUUACGUUAAAGCUGAGAAAUAAGUUGAAUCACAAGUGAGGAGUGGAAAAAGAAAAUGUAAUUCAAAGUACCCAGUCAUGAAGAUUCAUCUUUAUUGUACGAUGUAAGUUCCUAAACAUUUGUAUCCAUGCUUAAGUUCUUCACCCCCCCCCUAAAGAAUUUUCAUCAUCUGUGCAUUAUUGAGAUAAGAUGAAUUGCAGCAGCUGUAUUUUAUAGUAAGUGAAUCUGUUUUCAGUAUAUUAUCUCUUGUUGCGUCAUGUGGAAUGUAAUAAAUCACGUUUGUACAAA
Messenger RNA from Brienomyrus brachyistius, 2893 nucleotides. RefSeq names its product insulin induced gene 2 (gene insig2). Gene Ontology annotation, biological process: SREBP signaling pathway; cellular response to insulin stimulus; cholesterol biosynthetic process. NCBI's taxonomy places the organism in Eukaryota, Metazoa, Chordata, Actinopteri, Osteoglossiformes, Mormyridae. Gene Ontology annotation, cellular component: SREBP-SCAP-Insig complex; endoplasmic reticulum. The record is from RefSeq and is a predicted model, not a curated record. The transcript is spliced from 6 exons. Bases 247 to 939 code for a protein of 230 amino acids.